Messenger RNA from Camellia sinensis, 2114 nucleotides. The record is from RefSeq and is a predicted model, not a curated record. Lineage: Eukaryota; Viridiplantae; Streptophyta; Magnoliopsida; Ericales; Theaceae.
UUUGAACCAGUCUGGAAGCCGAGGUAAUAACAUGUCUACCAGAAAAACCAGCUCCCAUAACUAACUUCCUCCAUGAAUCUCGGUAACUACCUCCCCGCCAAAUCUCCCUCAAUCCUAAUCGCUAUCGCCUCCCAAUUCGGAUCAACCCCAUACCAAUUUCACUCUCUCUCUCACUCUCUUUCAUAUUAUAUCGCCAAUUCUCUCACUCUCUCUCUCUCCCUCCCUCUCAAACUCCCUCUCUCUCAUGGCUUCUCGAAACCUCUUAUUCUCUCUCCUCCGUCACUCCAUCAAGCCCCGAACACCGUCUCUUCCAUCUCGCCCUUCUCCGUUGGGCUUCCUCUCCAAUCGCGCGGUGGAUUACGCCACUGCCGCCGCCGCAGCUACAGCUCCGCCGUCACCGUCGCUGUCGAAGAAGCAGGGGAGUGGUGGUGGGAAGGAGACGAGUGAGUUAACGGGAGCUGGUGGACUGGGCCGUGUGUGUCAGGUGAUCGGUGCUGUUGUGGAUGUGAGAUUCGAUGAGAAUUUGCCGCCGAUCUUGACGGCGCUGGAGGUUGUGGAUUUCCCUGUGAGGGUGGUGCUUGAAGUGGCUCAGCAUUUGGGGGAGAACAUGGUCAGGACUAUUUCUAUGGAAGCCACUGAAGGGCUUGUUCGGGGACACAAGGUCUUCAAUACUGGUGCUCCUAUUACGGUGCCGGUUGGCAGGGCUACACUUGGUCGUAUUAUGAAUGUUAUUGGAGAAGCUAUUGACGGGAAUGAUGAAAUAAAGUCCGAGCACUUUCUUCCCAUCCAUCGAGAAGCUCCAGCCUUUGUUGAGCAGUCAACUGAACAACAGAUCCUUGCCACUGGAAUCAAGGUUGUGGAUCUACUUGCUCCAUAUCAAAGAGGUGGGAAAAUUGGGCUAUUUGGUGGUGCUGGUGUUGGGAAGACAGUGCUUAUUAUGGAACUAAUCAACAAUGUUGCCAAAGCUCAUGGUGGUUUCUCUGUGUUUGCUGGUGUUGGUGAGCGCACUCGAGAAGGCAAUGACUUGUAUAGAGAAAUGAUUGAGAGUGGUGUUAUCAAGCUUGGUGAUAAGUUGGGUGAAAGCAAGUGUUCCCUUGUGUAUGGUCAAAUGAACGAAUCUCCUGGUUCUCGUGCUCGUGUUGCGCUUACAGGGCUGACAGUAGCUGAGCACUUCCGAGAUGCUGAAGGGCAAGAUGUACUUUUGUUUGUCGACAACAUCUUCCGCUUCACUCAAGCCAACUCCGAGGUGUCUGCCUUGUUGGGUCGCAUUCCAUCUGCUGUCGGUUACCAACCAACGUUGGCUUCAGAUCUUGGUGGCCUUCAAGAACGCAUCACAACAACCAAAAGAGGAUCAAUCACAUCCGUCCAAGCUGUGUAUGUCCCUGCUGAUGACUUGUCAGAUCCAGCCCCUGCUACUACUUUUGCCCAUCUCGAUGCAACAACUGUGUUAUCCCGACAGAUUUCUGAGCUUGGAAUUUACCCUGCUGUUGAUCCCCUAGAUUCAACGUCUCGGAUGCUCUCUCCUCAUAUAUUAGGACAAGAACAUUAUGAAACUGCUCUUGGCGUACAAAAGGUUCUCCAGAAUUACAAGAAUCUUCAAGAUAUUAUUGCCAUUUUGGGAAUGGAUGAGCUUAGUGAAGAUGACAAACUCACUGUUGCACGUGCUCGUAAAAUUCAAAGGUUCCUGAGCCAGCCAUUCCAAGUUGCAGAGGUGUUCACUGGCGCCCCUGGAAAAUAUGUUGAGUUGAAAGAGACUAUCACAAGUUUCCGGGCUGUUUUGGAUGGGAAAUAUGAUGACCUGGGAGAGCAAGCAUUUUACAUGGUUGGGGGAAUUGAUGAAGUUCUUGAGAAAGCCGAGAAGAUUGCCAAGGAGAAUGCAUGAUUAUUUGAUCUUUUUGCUUCUUUAUUUGUUAGGUAAGUUAAGCUAUACUUUUAGUUGUUGGCGGUGUCCAAUGAGAGCUGGGUUAGCCUACUUGUUUUCUGGAGAUCAACUGUGAUUUAUAUCCUCAUUUUUGUUUUAUUCUUAAUUUUGUUUUAUAUAAAUUUAUUUGCUUCAUAAUUGGAUACAAGCAAGUUACUGGAUUGUCUCUUUGAAAGUAAUAAUUAGAUUAUAA